UGUACUUAUAGGACGUGUUUUAUAACAAUUAUCAUGAUAAGAAAUAACAAAUAUGUUUAUUCCAAAGAGGUCAUAGAUGUGCCUAGUCAUUUGCAUGCUGGGAGGUUUUUUAUAGACUCCUUACAUAAAUAUGGAGAUAAAGUAGCGUUGACAAACGGAGAAACACACAAAAGCAUAACCUACAAUGGCAUAGUGUGCGACGCUAUGAGUGUUGCCAUCUCGCUCACUCGCAUGGGAGUGAAGAGAGGGGAAACAGUGGGGGUGUGUAUGGAAACAAGGGUUGAAUAUUGGCCAAUCGUUAUUGGAGUUAGCUGUACGGGGGCUGUUAUAAAUCCUUUUAAUAUUGGGUAUACUGCAGAUGAGCUGAACCACGUGCUAAACAUAACGAAACCAAAAUACCUUAUAAUUUCCGAAACGGCAUUUAAACUACAUUCAAAAACUUUCUCCACACUACCAUUUAUAGAGAAAACUAUAACCAUUGGUGCAGGCAAAAUAACAUAUGACGAUCUGCUGAAGAAUAAAAUUAAUUAUGCCGAUUUCGAUGUGGUUGAUGUUGAUGGCAAAAAUGAUACUUUGUUUGUGUUAUUUUCUUCUGGGACCACGGGUCUUCCGAAAGGCGUAAUGCAGACACAUUUGAACGUCAUUUCUAUUUGUAGUUUAAAAAACGCGCUAAACACAGAUGAUAGGACCCUCUUCAUAACACCCUGGUAUCAUACAAUGGGUCUUUUGGGUGUACUAAGGUAUCUUCAAACGGGCUGUGACAUGGUUUAUCUUCCGAAGUAUGAAACUAACUUGUACUUGCAGACUAUUGAAAGGUACAAGAUCAAGCAAUUAUUAUUAGCACCUCCUGUAUUAGUAGCGACGGCAAAAUCAAAGGCAAACUAUGAUGUUAGUUCUGUGACUUUUAUAUAUUCCGGGGCUGCGCCUCUUCGUAAGGACACCAAUGAGGAGGCUAAGAAAAAAUUUUUCAACGCAAAAGCAGUAACCCAAGGCUAUGGCAUGACGGAGACGACCCUUGCCAUCAUCAGGGAUACAUAUGAGUUGGCACAUUUGGCCAAACCGGGGGGUGUUGGUUUUGUUGUUAGCGGGUGUGUUGUUAAGGUUGUCGACAUAGAAACAGGAAAGCCACUAGGUCCCAAUGAACCUGGGGAAAUAAGGGUCAAAGGUCCGAGUGUGAUGAAGGGUUACAUUGGCAAGGAUAUCAGUGAAGACUUUGAUGAUGAAGGCUUUUAUAAAACUGGUGAUAUAGGAUACUAUGAUGAUGAUGAAUAUUUCUUUAUAGUUGAUAGAUUGAAGGAACUUAUCAAGUAUAAGGGGUUUCAAGUACCACCAGCAGAAAUAGAAGCAGUGUUACUCCAACACCCAGCGAUAUUAGACGCAGGUGUAGCGGGUGUAUCGCACCCGGCGGGCGAGUUGCCGCGAGCGUUUGUGGUCCGACAGCCCGGGGCGAGGGUUAGUGAAGAUGAUAUACACGCGUUUAUCGCUGAAAAGUUAUCCGAUCCAAAACACUUGCGUGGUGGAAUCCGCUUCGUCAACGAAAUACCAAAGAACCCCAGCGGCAAGAUAUUGAGAAGAAAGUUAAAAGAAAUGGUGUUAGAGAAAAGUAAACUAUAGUAUUAAAUGUUUAUUACAA
This is a messenger RNA of Colias croceus (clouded yellow), 1633 nucleotides long. Its product is annotated as 4-coumarate--CoA ligase 1-like. NCBI's taxonomy places the organism in Eukaryota, Metazoa, Arthropoda, Insecta, Lepidoptera, Pieridae. Gene Ontology annotation, biological process: long-chain fatty acid metabolic process; fatty-acyl-CoA biosynthetic process. The record is from RefSeq and is a predicted model, not a curated record. The transcript is spliced from 9 exons. Bases 34 to 1614 code for a protein of 526 amino acids. Gene Ontology annotation, molecular function: long-chain fatty acid-CoA ligase activity.